AACGAACCGAGACCAAAUUCCCCGUUCCCCCGCCUCCCCCUCCCGGAACCCUAACCCUACCCCGCCCGCCAUGGACGAGGACGCCGGCGACGCCUCGCCGCCGCCGGCACCCCCUCCCCUGGCGCACGCUCACGCGCACGCGCACCAUCCUCACGCUCCCGCCCCCGCCCCGCAGCCCCCCGCCCCCUCGCAGCGGGACAUGUCGUCGUCCCCCACCAGCUCGCGCUCCGUGACGGAGACGGUGAACGGCUCCCACCGGUUCGUGAUCCAGGGCUACUCGCUCGCCAAGGGCAUGGGCGUGGGCAAGCACAUCGCCAGCGAGACCUUCUCCGUGGGCGGGUUCCAGUGGGCCGUCUACUUCUACCCCGACGGGAAGAACCCCGAGGACAACUCCGCCUACGUCUCCGUCUUCAUCGCCCUCGCCUCUGAGGGCACCGACGUCCGCGCGCUCUUCGAGCUCACGCUCCUCGACCAGAGCGGCAAGGGCAAGCACAAGGUCCACUCCCACUUCGACCGCUCCCUCGAGUCCGGCCCGUACACCCUCAAGUACCGCGGAUCCAUGUGGGGUUACAAACGGUUCUUUCGGCGAACUGCCCUUGAGACAUCAGACUUUCUUAAAGACGAUUGCCUGAAGAUAAAUUGCACUGUGGGUGUUGUUGUUUCGACUAUUGAUUACUCCAGACCACACUCUAUCCAGGUUCCAGACUCAGACAUUGGUUAUCAUUUCGGUUCACUGUUGGACAAUGAGGAGGGUGUUGAUGUCAUUCUUAAUGUGGGAGGAGAGAGGUUUCAUGCCCAUAAGUUGGUGUUGGCUGCACGCUCUCAUGUAUUCAGAUCUCAAUUUUUUGAUGAUGAAUCUGAUGGAGAGAAGAGCGAGGUUGAUGAGAGCGAUGAACUGAGAGAGUUUUUUAUUGAUGAUAUGGAGCCAAAGGUUUUCAAGGCAAUGCUUCAUUUCCUCUAUAGAGAUACCCUUGUUGAUGAGAACGAGUUGGGCGCAUCAAGCUCUGACGGUUCUGUCUUUGAUACUCUGGCAGCUAAGUUGUUGGCUGCAGCAGACAAGUAUGAAUUAGGAAGGCUAAGAUUGCUAUGUGAAUCUUACCUGUGCAAGGGUGUAACGGUGGCUUCAGUUUCGAGUACGCUAGAAUUGGCUGAUCGUCACCGCGCUAUGGAGCUUAAAGCUGUUUGCCUAAAAUUUGCUGCAGAAAAUCUUUCAGCUGAAAAUAUUCAUAGUGUGCUGCCAUGAAGAGGAGAGAAGAACAACAUGAAAAAUAAUAAAAAAAAACUUUGCUUUCCCCUUGUUUCUGGUAUGAGGCUACCCCGUUUUCAUUCACAGAAAUAAUGGAAAUACAUCAGUUUGAGAAGAAGCAGACAGGAAAAAAUAGAAGCCUGGCAGACCCUAGUUAUUCACCUAGGCCCAUGAUUCAAACAAAUAAUCUAAGCUCCUAAUUCUGCAGUUUAAACCAACAUCCCAACAACCAAGUAUUGCAUGAGUGAUCAUAUAGUGACCCUAAGUAUUAAAAAACUUUGUUUUGUUUCUAUGUAUGAGUGUAUGCCCCUUAUUUGUGUGUCCAUUUUUAUGGUUAUUAUUCUGGCAUGAAAAAAUUCUUGCUUUUGCCAGUUGAAACUAUUUUGCUAUAUUUCUUGUGGAAGUAUGCAUUUGACCAUUAUACUUGCUUCCAUGUUUCUUUUCAGUACAGUAUGCAUGAGCCACCUACAUUAUUACAGCUUGCUAGGCAUUCAUAUAAUCAGCUCUGUAGAUCACUGGAGUGCCAUUUUGGUACAUUAGUUUUUUUUAAACAACCUAGACUGUGUUAACAAUAUUAACUGAAUGAACAAGAUGCUAAGGUAUUGUCAAUUCUGUAAGAGGUAGCAUGCAGAUGCAGUUUGCAUUAAUGUCUUGUUUUCUGAUAGCAAUGUAUGGAUCAUGGGUAUUGUACUUAUUCUAGAUGUAGUACAUUAGCAACCCAAUUACGAAUAGAAGGUAAGCUAACUGAAGUAUACUGGGGCUGCCACAUGUUGUCAUUAGCAGCUUUCAGAUGUGACUUAUUUGGUUCGGAUGCUAGAUUAUAAUACCUACAAUAUGUUUUCUAAUGACAUUGGCUCGAUGAAUAAUUAUCUAGUUUUUCAGCGCUUGAAAGUCCUUUAUUGCUACAUCCAUAUCUUUGUUGAAAUUCUGCCAACCUAUCUAUUUCGGUGUUGGGUAAUUCCAGGUAUUUCACCUGGAUAUUACCAACAUGCCAACGUUUAACAUUUUGGUUGCUUUAUUUGUGCAAUUAAGUUUUUACAGUCCUGGUGCAAUUAAGUUUAUAAAG
Setaria italica (foxtail millet) is the source of this 2312-nucleotide messenger RNA. RefSeq names its product BTB/POZ and MATH domain-containing protein 5. The record is from RefSeq and is a predicted model, not a curated record. Lineage: Eukaryota; Viridiplantae; Streptophyta; Magnoliopsida; Poales; Poaceae. Gene Ontology annotation, biological process: protein ubiquitination. Bases 71 to 1243 code for a protein of 390 amino acids. Gene Ontology annotation, molecular function: protein binding. The transcript is spliced from 4 exons.